GCGUGCGCAGAGGAUGCUGCUGCGGAGCCUGGCUGGGGGAGGCCGGUCGGCGGCUGCUGCUGCGCGCGCUGCGGGGCCGUGGCCACUCUGCAGCUGGGACCCGCGCCCAAGGCUUCCCGGAGGCAGCAGCAUUCUCUACAGGCCUCAGGCCCGGAUCCAGGUCCGUGACGGCCACGGAGAGUCUGGGAAGGACCACGCAGAGGGGGGCUGUCCGUCAGGUGCAGAUGGCACCAGGCAGCCCAAGUCCUCCCUGCCCGGUGCAGGCCCGGCAGAAGCCCGGUAUCCCCCUCCCCCUGAGCUCCAGCCCCCCACAAACUGCUGCAUGAGUGGCUGCCCCAACUGCGUGUGGGUGGAGUACGCAGGUGCGCUGCUGCAGCACUACCAGGAUGGUGGGGAGCACGCCCUCGCUGCCCUGGAGGAACACGUGGCUGACCAGAACCUCAAGGCCUUCCUCAGGUUGGAGAUCCAGCUCCGAGUGAGGAGUGGAGGCUGAGCCGACUCGCCCGAACACCCACACAGGCUCCAGCCAGACGGCUCCUCCACAGGCAGCAACACGGAGCUUUUUUCUCGGCCCUUCACGUGGCAGGUGUCAGACGGCAGUAGGAAGCAUCAUUUACUGACUUUAUCUGAGAAUAAAUAAGUUCUUGUGGUGGUUGGA
Molecule: messenger RNA, 658 nt
Organism: Nyctereutes procyonoides (raccoon dog)
Lineage: Eukaryota; Metazoa; Chordata; Mammalia; Carnivora; Canidae
Gene: OXLD1
Product: oxidoreductase like domain containing 1
Exons: 2
Coding region: 14-493 (159 amino acids)
Cellular component (GO): mitochondrion
Source: RefSeq, a predicted model, not a curated record